ACUAUCUACAGUGAGCCUGAAGGGACAAAAUAACAUGAGAUUUGAAGAAAUGUAUUUCAGUCCUAAUUAAUCAUGAUUAACUCGUUAACGUUGACAGCCCUAUUAGUCUGUUUCUGCAGUGCAUCAAUGGUCAGACUCAGACGUUAGAAUUAACUUUAUAGAUUUUUUGAUAUCCUUUAUUAAUCCCUGAGGGAAAUUCAGGAUUUACACUCUGUUAUUUUUAUAGGGACAUGCUUCUCACACACAUAGGCCCGAAUCACACGCAUGCACAAACAGGACCUGUGGACAUGCAAUGGUGGAGGGAUGUCAGAGUGGGUCUGCUACAAGCUGCUAAGCUGGCAAAACUCCCAGAAAAACUUUCCCCAGGAGUUUUAAGUAGCUGUAGAGAACAAUGUAUGCAGCAGUCUUUUGAUGAUUCUGUUUAUGCCGUCAGAACAGCUGACGUAUAAAGUCAUUCUUUUUUUAAGAAUUUAGAUUACGCUUUAUGGGAGGUGCUUCUUCUCCCUUCCCAUUUUAUGAAUGGACAGAUGAUGAUGUAACCGCAGAGUGAAGAUAUAUUUGUGGGCGUUAGGCACUGGCCACACUCUUCCACAGCCAAUAUAAGCUUACACAUGUCAGUGGUAAAGAACACUUGUUCAGUAGCACCCCCUGACAGAGAUGCAGUCUACAGACAUGGGACAGAAGCAGACGAGAUCCACUGUGCCAACUGAAGAGGCCUGCAGAAGAGUAGAUAUCUACCAGGACAAGUCUGUGCUCAUCCUCCUCCAACACUGCCGGGACAUAAAACAACGGGACACUCGGUUCAGACUUGUCUCUCUGCUGCUGCUGCUCAGCUGUGUGUCACUCUUCAUUUUCCUCCAGCUUCGGGAAUACUAUGGAUCCACUCGACAAGAGAACGUUGUGCAGUCAGGUCCCGCCUACUCAAAGCAAGAGUGCCCUUCAGCUGAUCCUCAAUCAAUCUCCUCCAACAGACUGCCCAUUGCUCUCACCUCCGUGAAGGAUCCAAAAAACAAUCAAUCAGGGUACUUGAACUGGAGGGGUGAAAAUCAUCGCACACCCACAGAUGCCAUCGAGAUCCCUAAGACGGGCCACUACUUUGUAUAUUUGAGGAUAACUUUUCAGUGCCAAGAACAACACAAGGACCAGGACUAUAAGGAGUUCAAUUUGAUCCUGCAGAGUUUCAACGAAGGAUACGGACCCAAACCCGAACCCCGCAACCUCACAACUGCAAUGGACAGUGUAGGGUGCAGAAAAUCUGGCCCUUUGACUCAAGUCAGGACUCUCACGGUGGUGCAGCUUUUUCAUUUGAUAGAACGAGAUCAUGUAAAAGUUUGGGUCAACAAGGGUUUAGGAAUGAUCAUCAGUGCGUUCUUUGGCGCUUUUCAGACAUAAAGAUGAAGCAAUCCUGAGGAUGUUCAUUUUUUUUGUGCACACAAGAAGAAGAAGACAUACUUUGUUAAUCCCGUGAGGGGAAAUUCAAUUGUACACUCUAUUAUUGAACAUGCUACACACACUUAAGCUGAAAUACACACACAUGCACAAACAGGAUCCUAUGGAGAGAUGUCAGAGUGAGGGGGCUGCACACAGCAAGCGCUCCUGAGCUGGUGGGGGGAUCGGUGGGCCCACUGAGCUACUGCCUUUCCUUUGCUGUCUCAGUUUAAAUUAUCUGUACAUGCACUAUUCAUCUUAUUUCUUACAAUCACCUUAUACAUAAGCUUUGUAUGUUUCUAAGUUCUUCCUGUAAAUGUGGA
Messenger RNA from Labrus mixtus (cuckoo wrasse), 1751 nucleotides. RefSeq lists its product as uncharacterized. The coding region runs from base 658 to 1392 and encodes 244 amino acids. Gene Ontology annotation, cellular component: membrane. The transcript has 4 exons. Gene Ontology annotation, biological process: immune response. The record is from RefSeq and is a predicted model, not a curated record. Lineage: Eukaryota; Metazoa; Chordata; Actinopteri; Labriformes; Labridae. Gene Ontology annotation, molecular function: tumor necrosis factor receptor binding.